AUGACCGAGUGCCAUUGCUGGUUUGUUUUCUUAACAUUUCUUGCAACGUCUGAUGCAGGACUUUGGAAGACUGUGAACAGGCCUUUUUAUAAACUAACGUUUUACAACAUUGAUUCUACAUGGCAGGGGGCAAUAUCCUUUUGUAAGAUUAAAGGAUCAAGUCUUGUUCAACUUGAUGAUAGCUCUGUAAAAUAUGAUGUUAUUAACACAGUCGAAAGUUAUGGAGCCACUGAUUACUAUUGGAUUGGAGCAACAGAUGAAGCCUCAGAAGGACAUUGGAAAUGGAUGGAUGGAUCUUCAGCCUUGAUUUCUUCUUGGAAUUCCGGAGAUCCAAAUGGCGGAAGGGGAGAAAAUUAUCUUGCAAUAAGCAGGAACGGAAAAUUAUUUGAUUAUGCUUCAAGUCAUCUCAAAGGUGUUAUAUGUAUUAAAGUGUUUCCCAAAACAAUUUCUCGGGAUAUAUACAGACUGGAAGCAAUUGGAAGACAUCCCAUUAAAGUUACUUAUGGAACAGCUCAUACAGUUUGCGCAAAUAUGAGAUCGCGAGUUUUAACAUUUUCAUCGGUCACAAAUAAUCUCAUCAAGAUUCAUUUGAAUUCUGACACUGAUGACAAGCUCUGGUUGAAUCGUAAUUCUGGUUCUAGUUGCUAUUCACUAUCAUUGAUAGAUUACAAAUCGAGAACCACACAUUGUACUGACAAGCAUUACUACAUCUGCGAACAAGUUAAAACUCACGAUAUGCAGAUAUCAUUAUCGAACUUCAUUGCUGAUUCCUAUUCUGGGGAAAAAGAAAUAACGUGCCUGGCAUCUGGGUUUCCACCGCCGACUGUUAAAUGGAUGAGAGGAAAAACUGCACUUAUUCUAACAUCAAUUAAUAAUCAAGCUAAAAUUGGACAAAGUUUAGUUUUAAAUCCAAAACAAUUGACAAUUAAAGACGAAGGACAAUACAUAUGUUCCGCAUCGAAUAAAGUUGGACAAACUGUUUACGAGUUUACACGAAUUCUCAAUGUAAAAGUUCCAAGUCAACCAUCAAUCACAAACAUCACUUCGUCACCUUGCAAUUCCAAUUUAUUGAUCACUUGGAUGCCACAUGAUCGUGGAGUUGGAAUCGAACACAGAUUUCAGAUUAUGGAUCCUAUCAACAGCAACAAUUAUAAAGUUUUCUUAACGACGCCGAAUAAUGUCUCCAUGACGUCCGUCGUGACAGGGCUGCAACCGUCAACAUCUUAUAUUAUCAAGGUAAUUUUUUGGUAUAAUGGAUUUAUAAAUUUUGAAUAG
This is a messenger RNA of Styela clava, 1275 nucleotides long. The record is from RefSeq and is a predicted model, not a curated record. NCBI's taxonomy places the organism in Eukaryota, Metazoa, Chordata, Ascidiacea, Stolidobranchia, Styelidae.